GGCAGGUGCGGCAGCGUCGGUUGCCAGGUGGGAAAGACGGAAUGAAAAAUCCCACCCCAGAAAGGACAGUCCGGCUGGAAUGAAGCAUUAAAUGGACAGUGCCUGGCUGGGGAGGAUUUAACAGGGUGAUUGCCUCCUGAGUCUCCACAGCUGGGGGCAGAGGAAUUGCUCAUGUCCCUGUCUGGACCACUGAUAAUUUCGAGCAGUGAGGCAGGAUCUUGACAUGGGGAAACCGAGGCACACUAUGGCAAAGUGACUUGCCUGAAGUCAUCUGUGGUGAAGACGAAGAAAUCAGACCCCUGACCCCUCAGACCUAAGCUGGCACCUGAACCUACAGCUGGUCCUUCCAGCUGCCACCGACGCUGACUGCGGUAGGGACUGCGGAUGGGGCCACUCAGGACAGCUGGGCACUGGGGCCUGGGGUCUUUGCUUGCCUCUGAGGACUGAUCUGGAGCUGGGAUGCCCAAGCCCUGCACUGAGAUAAGAGGCUGGGCCUGGAGGAGACAUCUGCAACUGUGAAAGAGGAGAAGGGAACAGGACGGACAAACAGGCGGGUUUUGAGCCCCCCCGCAGGGAUCAUCCCUUUCUCUGCAUCUGGGCAGCACUGGCAUGACAGGAGCUCCACUUCAGCUGUUGUUUUAAUGGGUGAUGAGAGGAGACUGACUGGGUGAAAGACAGAUGGGGAGAAGCAGGGACUGACUCAUGAACAGAGGAGGAUUGGAAAGGAAAGGAGGGUGGAGGGCAGGUGUGUGGCAAGACCCUAAAGACAAAAACCCUGAAGUUUAGACCCUACCCUGUAUUUGUGUCUAUUCAGGGAUGACUGUGUGAGGGGUUUUGUGUAUGUAUCAGCCUGUGUGAGCGUUGUAUAUGUGUGACUCUGUAUCUGUGUGAAGGGUAUUUGUGGACUUGAGAGUGUCCGUCUUUGUGCCUAGGUGACAUACUUGGAUGUGUACCUCUGUAGGUCCGUUCAAGGACUCUGUGUGUAUGUGUACAUACGUGAGAGGAGUGGGGAGUCUAUGUGCUUCUGUAGGAUAGCUCUGCAUGUGGGUGCUUGUGUAUCUGAGUGAAGGAAACCUCUGUAUAUGUGUGACGGGAUAGCAGUGUAGGUCUGUGUAUUUGAGGUGAAGGGCUUAACCCUAUGUGGAGGGGCAUUUGUGGACUUGAGGGUCUUUCCAUGUGCCUAAGCGAGGGCUUGUCUUUAUUUCUGUGUGGGUGUAGGACACACUUGUAUGCGGGUGUGCAUGAGGGAUUAUCUUUGUCUAUCCAUGUGUGGAGUGGAUAAAGCUGUUCAUGUGGCAUUUGUGUGUGUGUGGGAUAUUAAACGCACAUCUGCACCCCUUCUGCUUCAGGGGGAUCUUAGUGUCCAUCUUUCUUAGUGUGAAUGUUGGGGAGAUCUAUGUGUGUGUAUCUAAGGGCCUGUCUGGGGAUUAGAUGCAGAAGUGUGUCUACAUCUCAAGGGGGACUGGUGGGGUAGCUGUGUGUGUGUGUGUGUGUGUGUGUGCAAACGCGUACUUGCUUACCCCAGCCAAGGGGGUAUACAUCUCCCCUUAUCACUGUCCCCCCACGCUGUGCACAUGGCAGCCUCUCAGCUGCGCUGCCUGGAGGACGAUGGGCCUAUGACCCCCAUCACCGAGUCCAGCCCCGAGUUCUUCUACUCGGAGGGGCAGCGCCUGGCAGUGGAGGCCCUUCUGGGUGAAGGGAUUGCUGCCUACACCCAGCGCCUGGAACGGGACAAGCUACGUCCCUUCCUCUCUGAAGUGGAGCUGCAUAGCCUCCUGGAGGUGGCACAGGACAAAAAUGAGCCUGCUGGUGCCUGGGAUGGAGAUGGUGCUGAUGAUGCCAGCCUCAGCUACUGGCCCGAGUGCUCUGAGGAACCCACCCCUAACCUCGAUCUGGGAUGGCCUCAGGACAGUGCCUGGAAGGGCAUCACUCAGGCUGAGAUCUACACCCACCCGCCGGCUGAGCAGGCCCCCAAAGUCAAGGAGCUGGUGCGCAGGAGACUUCAGCAGGCUACCAAGGUGGUUGCCAUAGUGAUGGAUAUCUUUACUGACCCUGACAUCCUCUCGGACCUGCAUGAUGCAGCGAUGAGCCGCCGAGUCCCUGUUUACCUCAUCCUCUGUCAGCAGCACCUCGCUGCCUUCCUCAGCAUGGCAGAGAAAGCCUGCCUCAACAUUCGCUACAUGGAGAACCUCCGAGUCCGGGUCCUAGGAGGCUGUACCUUCCAGAGCCACCAGGGCAAGCAAGCAACAGGGGCCUUGAAGGAGAAAUUUAUCCUGAUCGAUGGGAAUGUGGUGAUCACUGGAAGCUACAGCUUCACGUGGACUGAUGCCCGCCUGCACCGCCAGCUGGUGAUGUUGCUGACAGGCGAUGUGGCUGGGACCUUCGACCAGGAGUUCCGCACCCUCUACGCUGCCUCGCACCCACUGCGGCCUCCCGCGCCAUCCACUGCCCAUGCCAGCCCUCCCACCCAUGACCAUGCCAAUGGGGGACCUGCAUCCCAGGUGGCUCCCUUCCUCAGCACCCUGGCUGGCGUCCACCUCUCCCCGGGGGCCCACCACGUGGCUGAGCGCCGCUCUGUGGCCCCCCAGCCUGUGGCCAAGAGCCGAGCUGGCGACUGGGCAGUAGUGAGGGCCACACGGGCCAUGGCUGCUGAUGGUCCCUCCCCCAUCAACUUGCCUGAGGCCACAGCUGUGACACCACUCCGGCGCCCCAUGGAGGCUCCUAGGGGGCAUGCUGCCCUGAGUGACAUCCACCGCAGUGUCCAGCGGGCCCGGCUGGUAGCUACCCGUGCCACAGGGCAGAGGCCCACCAAGUCGCUGUGGGACCUAAGCCGGCUCUCGCAGCUCUCAGGCUCCAGUACUGACUCUGGCCAGCAUGGCACUGAGCUGGGGGAUGAUGCCCAGGGCAAAUCCAAGUGGGGCUACCAGGACACACCAGCCCGGGCACUGAUGCGGCAGCGUGGGGCCCCACACACUGGUGAGGACCUGCGCCAGCCCCCUGUCUUCCUGUCACCUGGCUACAAGCCCCCUGGGGCAUCUGGCUACCUGGCUUUGGGUCGGUUGCAAGGGCAGCUGUAUCAUGGCCCUGUGGCUCUGCCACGGCCCUGGGGGCAGCCAACCACACACAGCUAUGGAAAGCAGUGGCACUACUGAUCCAGGCACUGGAGGCAUCUGCCAGGAGACAACGGAGCCAGAAGACACCUCGACCUCUCUCGUACACAGCUACCAAGGGUUACGCUGGAACCAGAUACUAUCUGGAAAGGAGGUGUCCCCAGUUGUGUUGGUGUGAACUGGGAUGAACUGGCGAGUGCCAAUCUGGAGUCCAGCAGGUAUAUCAUCCUGAUUACACCAGUGUUGCAGGAAUGAACUGAUGCAUGCUGCAUACUGAUUGGCUAAACUGGAGUCUGAUUGGCAUCUGUCCUGGUUAUAGUGGCAUUACUGGGCUGGAUGGGCACAGCUCAAACUGGAGUCUGGGAGUUCUAGCCAGUUGUAUUGCUGUUGUUGGGAUGAGCCAGUGCAGAAACCCUGUCUUACACUGAAACCUGAAAGGAGUUUGGUUUCAUUAUGCUGGAGUUGCUGAGGUGAACCGUUGCAUACUGACAGUUUUAACUGGACUCUGGUGAGAGUUUCUCCUGGUCAUGCUAUUGGUACUGGAAGGGGCAGAUGACUUAAACUCAAGUUACACUGAUGGUGCUGAAACAAACUGGUGCACCAUGCCAAUCUAAACUGGAAGCUGAUGGGCAUGUUGCCCGGUUUUACUUGUGGUACUGGGGCAAGCCAAUGCCAUACCAAAGACUUCAGCUGGAGCCUGACAGGAGUUUCUUGGAUGUACUGGUUACUGGGUUGGACUGAUGCAGCUCAAGACUAGAUUCUGAUGGGACUAUUCCCUGCUCAUACUGGUAUAAGCUGGGAGGACAUGAUGGUCUCAACUAGACCCUGUUGGGGACUGUUCUCCAGGCAAUGGGUGUUAUUAUAAGCUAUGACAAUUGUUACUGGGUUGAACUGGAGCAGACAGACAGACAGACAGACAGACAUCAGCAGGAGGACCACUCCAUCCCAGACUUCCUCACUUGGGUUUUGACACUACUGAAGAGAUGACCCAUCCCUGUGGCAGCUGAUAGGAACGAGAACCAGAAGUCAUUCUCCAGGGAUCCUGGCUCAGUUGUCACCUGUAGGAAGCCCCUAUAUUCCCUUCCCCCACACUACAGCAGCAAAUCCACCAUAAGUAGGAAACGCUAUCCUGUGGUGGAUCACACAAAGGAGAAGCAAUUGAUUUACUUAAUUAAUCUGGGUUUUAAACUCUGCAAGCUACAGCCCUCCUCCUGCUCUAGGAGCUUCUAGAGUGGAGGACAUGGCUGGGAUUUCCCAUCAGACUGCUGAGACAA
Alligator sinensis (Chinese alligator) is the source of this 4384-nucleotide messenger RNA. It is a transcript of the gene SACK1E, whose product is annotated as family with sequence similarity 83 member E. The transcript has 7 exons. The record is from RefSeq and is a predicted model, not a curated record. Bases 1575 to 3152 code for a protein of 525 amino acids. NCBI's taxonomy places the organism in Eukaryota, Metazoa, Chordata, Crocodylia, Alligatoridae.